Molecule: messenger RNA, 2300 nt
Organism: Electrophorus electricus (electric eel)
Lineage: Eukaryota; Metazoa; Chordata; Actinopteri; Gymnotiformes; Gymnotidae
Gene: suv39h1b
Product: SUV39H1 histone lysine methyltransferase b
Cellular component (GO): nucleus
Molecular function (GO): protein binding; zinc ion binding; histone H3K9 methyltransferase activity
Source: RefSeq, a predicted model, not a curated record
GUGAACGCUGAUGUAAAUAAACAACAUUAGAUCAUGAAAGAUCACAUUUACAUUAGUAGGUACCAGGAAGACAAAGUUUAUAAGAUUUAAAACGAAUAAACAAAAUAUUUAAGACUUCAGUCUUCCCAUGUUACCAACACAAAUGACGUCAUAUAUGUGGACACAUACGCAGUUUCUAUUGGCGUCUUAAAUUGUCACUCACACAACGCUGGAACCAAUCACCAAUGGAUUUUUCAAGAUCACAAUUUUGGCGGCAUUGAGAAGAUGGCGGAAAAUUUGAAAGAGUGCAAAGUAGCAUGUCUUGCUACUUUAAACCAACUGGAGACCUUUUGCCGAGAAGAGGGUGCCAUCUGCAGAGACCUGGGAAUCAGCAAGUACAAUUUGUGUGACUAUGAAGUGGAAUACCUUUGCAGCUACAAAAGAGACAUUAUCACAGUUGGGGAUAAACAAAUAGAAAAGGAGUUCUAUUUGGUAAAAUGGAAGGGCUAUCCAGAGUCAAUGAAUACAUGGGAGCCACGGAAAAACCUGAAGUGCACGGAUUUGCUCAGCCAGUUUUGGGAGGACAUGAUGCGAGAGCUCUUGAGGCUAAAGAAACGGAGCAUCCCCAGGAAACUAGACAGCGCCAUUGUUUCUCACCUUGUCCAGCGGGCAAAUCUCAGACGGACCCUUAAAAUGUGGGAGAACCACCUCAACAGCCUUGGGUCCCGCAAAGGCCGCAUCUUUGUGGAAAACUUGGUAGAUAUGGAGGGCCCGCCUAGGAACUUUACCUACAUUAAUGACUAUAAGGUGGGUGAGGGGAUCUCCCUCAAUGAGGUGGCAGUCGGCUGCGAGUGUAUGGACUGUCUGAAUAGCCCUGUGGGUGGCUGCUGUGCAGGUGCCUCGCAGCACAAGUUUGCCUACAACAGUGUGGGACAGGUGCGCAUCCGGCCGGGGCUGCCCAUAUAUGAGUGCAACAAGCGGUGCAGCUGCGGCCUGGACUGCCCCAACAGAGUGGUGCAGAGGGGUAUCCAAUACUCACUCUGCAUCUUUAGGACAGACAAUGACAGAGGCUGGGGGGUACGGACCAUGGAGCGGAUUCGCAAGAACACUUUUGUAAUGGAAUAUGUAGGAGAGAUCAUCACGACAGACGAAGCAGAGAGGCGAGGUCAAGUCUAUGACAAAGAAGGAGCCACUUACCUCUUUGACCUAGAUUAUGUUGAUGAUGAGUAUACAGUGGAUGCAGCUCACUACGGCAACAUUUCCCAUUUUGUCAAUCACAGUUGUGAUCCGAACCUGCAGGUGUAUAAUGUAUUCAUAGAUAACCUGGAUGAGAGACUGCCGCGGAUAGCCUUCUUCGCCACCCGCUUAAUCAAGUCAGGGGAAGAGCUCACCUUUGACUACAAAAUGCAAGUUGAUCCAGUAGACGCAGAAAGCACAAAGAUGGACUCUAAUUUCGGUUUGAUAGGACUUCCUGGUUCUCCUAAAAAACGCAUGCGUAUGGAGUGCAAAUGUGGGGUAGCGACAUGUCGGAAAUACCUUUUUUAGAGAACCUAGAAGCUGUGAGUCUGUCAUGCCAAAAAAGAUGCUGAAAAGUGUUGUCAGGAUAUAAUAGAUUUGUGAAUUUAUUAGUGUAAUAACAGAUCUCCUUUAAGUUUCAACAAAAUAACAAAUGAUUUAUCUACCAUUACUCUCAAUUGUGUUCCAUGUUUAUUUAAUGGAAAGCAAAAGUUGCUCAGACUUUAAUGCUUUUGCCAUUCACAAUAAUGACGUUCAUUAGGUUUCUUUCAUCGUAUGGACGUGAUGUUCUGUGGCCAUAGUUUCACAUCAUCAGAACUUUGGAAAUGUACAGUUCUUUGUAAGUGAUUUUUAAAUUUUUUUUUCUUUCUUCGUGAAAAAGCCAAGCAUGCGUGUCAUUGUCAGUCUGGGAAGGGAUUGUUUAUUCUUUUUUAAGAGUUUUAAGAGCUUAUUUUCUUUUUAUGAGAGGGCAUGUUUCUUUUUUUAAAUGCUGGUUUUAAGCCAGGCCAGUGCAAAUAAAUAAAUAAAUGGCAUGACCUCCUUGAAUUUUGGGGCUGCAUAUUUUAUUGUUUGGUAAUCACAAUAUUGGCCUUUAGAAUACUGCUAUCACAGAAGGCUCCAACAUAACGCCUCCAGCAAAUCUGUACAUGUGUAUGUGAAUGUAUAUUCACACAUUUCACAUGGUGUUUCAAUUAAUUGUGACAUUUACAUUAUCCAGCAAACAUGGUCAAGUAAUUUUAGGCCCGUUUUUUUGCUUCUUUUUUUUUUUUUAAACAAGGUCACGUGUGUGUGUGUGUGUGUGUGUG